Messenger RNA from Ostertagia ostertagi, 762 nucleotides. The record is from the annotation of a GenBank genome assembly. NCBI's taxonomy places the organism in Eukaryota, Metazoa, Nematoda, Chromadorea, Rhabditida, Trichostrongylidae.
AUGAAGCCCCAUCGUAUACGUAUGACUCACAACUUAUUGCUCAAUUAUGGGCUCUACCGGAAGCUUGAAGUUUACAGACCAACACCGGCCACGUUUGAAGAGAUGACCAAGUACCACUCUGAUGACUACAUGAUGUUCCUUAAAAACAUUCGGCCGGACAACAUUUCUGAUUAUACGAAACAAAUGCAGCGCUUCAAUGUUGGGGAGGACUGUCCUGUCUUCGAUGGGGUUUUUGAAUUCUGUCAGCUAUCUUGUGGAGGAUCGCUAGCUGCUGCAACAAAGCUUAACCGCAAGCAUGCAGAUAUUGCCAUUAAUUGGAUGGGUGGUCUUCAUCAUGCGAAGAAGAGUGAAGCUAGCGGAUUUUGUUACAGCAACGACAUCGUAUUGGCCAUAUUGGAGUUACUCAAACAUCAUCAACGUGUUCUCUACGUCGAUAUUGAUAUUCAUCAUGGUGAUGGAGUGGAGGAGGCCUUCUACACCACAGAUAGAGUCAUGACUGUGUCGUUCCACAAAUAUGGAGAAUACUUUCCUGGAACCGGUGAUCUUAAGGACAUCGGAGCAGAGAAAGGAAAAUAUUACGCACUCAACUUUCCUUUACGUGACGGCAUUGAUGAUGAAACAUAUGAGAGCAUCUUCACACCCCGUAAUACGCAAAGUUAUGGAAUGCUUCCAACCGUCAGCCAUAGUUCUGCAAUGUGGCGCAGAUUCACUCACAGGCGAUCGACUUGGAUGUUUCAACCUGACUUUAAGAGGGCACGGUAA